This is a messenger RNA of Panicum virgatum (switchgrass), 961 nucleotides long. RefSeq names its product trafficking protein particle complex subunit 2-like. The coding region runs from base 237 to 644 and encodes 135 amino acids. Gene Ontology annotation, biological process: endoplasmic reticulum to Golgi vesicle-mediated transport. The record is from RefSeq and is a predicted model, not a curated record. The transcript has 6 exons. Gene Ontology annotation, cellular component: nucleus; TRAPP complex; cytoplasm. NCBI's taxonomy places the organism in Eukaryota, Viridiplantae, Streptophyta, Magnoliopsida, Poales, Poaceae.
CACGCCCCACAGCCAUUCCGUUAGGCUGUUUCGCGUCGCGAACAGGGAAGAGAAGAGGCGAAACAGCGGAGCUCCGGCGCGCUCUCAGCUCAGAUCUACUUUCUGAUCCCCGACCCCGAGUGCGAAGACGACGGCAGCGCUCCGGCGUAUUGAGGCGGUGAGGCUGCGCCCCUGCGGUCUUCAUCGACACUGGCUUCCAUAUUGUUGCUGGAGUGAAAUUAUUCUUGCUGGUGGGAAUGGCAAGUACAGCAUGCUUUGUGAUUGUCAGUAAGAAUGACAUACCAAUCUACGAGGCAGAAGUUGGAUCUGCACCAAAAAAAGAAGAUCUGUCUUAUCACCAUCAGUUUAUCCUUCAUGCCGCAUUAGAUGUUGUUCAGGACCUAGCAUGGACCACAAAUGCAAUGUUCCUGAAGUCAGUUGAUAGAUUCAAUGACCUUGUGGUGUCUGUUUAUGUAACUGCAGGUCAUACCAGAUUCAUGUUGCUUCAUGACUCACGCAGUGAAGAUGGAAUAAAAAGCUUCUUUCAGGAGGUCCAUGAACUUUACAUCAAGAUAUUCCUCAACCCACUUUACCUGCCUGGCUCUCGCAUCACAUCCUCCCAUUUUGAUACCAAGGUCAGGGCCCUCGCAAGGAAGUACCUGUAGUACGCAGGCAUGGAGGGUUUUAUAAGCUAAUAAUGUAGAGGCAGGCAGCACAAGAGGCAAACUCCAUUGUUCUGGCGCCAUCUUCUCAUGUCCUCGUUGCUCGGCUUUUUGAGAAAUGCUGAAAUGGAAUGUUAUUGGCUUAUUGCGCAUCACACAAGUCCGAGCUUCCUGUAUUUUUUUUCGUGGCUUUGGCUUGUGUUAUGAGCUAUAUAUGGACCGUUGCUGUUCCGAACCAAAUGGCUUAUGAACUGUGACUUUCGAGAAUUUGCUACUUGAUUCGGCAAUUCAAACCUGAAUGGAUUGUGUUGCGCAUGGCA